Messenger RNA from Exserohilum turcica Et28A, 2927 nucleotides. RefSeq lists its product as uncharacterized. Gene Ontology annotation, biological process: ubiquitin-dependent protein catabolic process; DNA damage response; protein ubiquitination. The transcript has 4 exons. The coding region runs from base 1 to 2640 and encodes 879 amino acids. Gene Ontology annotation, molecular function: ubiquitin protein ligase binding. The record is from RefSeq and is a predicted model, not a curated record. NCBI's taxonomy places the organism in Eukaryota, Fungi, Ascomycota, Dothideomycetes, Pleosporales, Pleosporaceae. Gene Ontology annotation, cellular component: Cul4-RING E3 ubiquitin ligase complex.
AUGUCAGCCAAUCCAGGUCUGCUCAAACGGAAGCACUCGGGCAAGACCAUCAAGGAGCUCUUCACCACCCAAUCCAAGCCCCCCACCGCUUCCGCAGCCCCGUUGUCCCCCACGAGCAAGCGCACCAGACGAGACAGCUCGCCCAUCCCAACCACCGAGGUCGCCACUUCGCCGCUCUCGGCGGCCAACAUGAGCACGGCCGACAUGUACAGCUUCCCCAGCAAGAAGGCUGCCGUGCCGGGCAAUGGCGACGUGGUGGACAUGACCUCGAGCCCCGACAACAGUCCCGCCAAACCGAAUGGCCAGCGGAACGGAAUGCGCAAGGCCGCGCCCAACAUGCAUGCCAGCGGCGGCCCCAAGCGCCUCGUCGUGAAGAACUUCAAGCCAGUGCGAAAGGUUGAUCCCCGUGCCUUUCUGGACCAGACAUGGCAGAAGCUCGAAAAGGCCCUCGACACCAUCUUCGCCCAGGGCAACAUCGACUUUAGCCUUGAGGAACUGUACAGGGGUGUGGAGAACGUCUGUCGCCAGAACAUGGCCAAGGACAUAAAAGAACGUCUCAUCGCCAAAUGCAAGGAUUACGUGGGAGGAAGCCUGAGGACAAAAGCAAAAGACAGCCUGAGCAGAACCAAUGUCGACGUGCUACGGACGACGCUGCAGGCCUGGGCGAUAUGGAACAGCCAGAUGAAAUAUCUCGACUGGAUCUUCUGCUACCUCGACCGCGCCUAUCUACUCCCCCGCCACGAGUCCCUCCGCGACAUGUGCAUAAGCCUCUUCCGUUCCAUCGUCUUUGAAGACGCCAAGCUGAACCACCGCAUCGUCGACGGUGCUUGCGAUCUCGUGUCAAGCGACCGCACAGGCGGCGGCCUUGACAGCGAGACCUUCUCCAGGACAAUCAACAUGUUCCAUGACAUGCAGGUCUACAUGCUGCACUUCGAGCCGCGCUUGAUGGAAAUCAGCCAGGAAUACGUAGUCACAUGGGCCGAUACAGAGAGCGCAGAGAAGUCAUUACCCGAAUAUGUGCGCAAUGCGAGGGCCCUCAUGGACCGCGAAAUGCAGAGAGUAGAGAUGUUUAGCCUUCCAAACACGACCAAGCGAGAACUCCUCACCCUGUUCGAAGACCAUCUGAUAUCGAACAAGGAGUCGAGACUAACAAACCAAGACGAUCUUGCUGACCUCCUCGAGACCAACGCUGUUCAAGACCUCGAACUGCUGCACACGCUUCUUGAGCGUCGAAAGUUGGGCUCGCAUCUACGACCGGGCUUCACAAAGUGGAUAGAGGACGAGGGUACAGCCGUUGUUUUCAACGAAAAGGAGCAAGACAACAUGGUUGUACACCUUUUGACCCUGAAACGUCAAUUAGACACCAUAUGGAAGACCUCCUUCCACCGAGACGAAGAGCUAGGUCAUGGGCUGCGCGAGGCUUUUGACAAGUUCAUGAACAAGACUAAGAAGACGAGUGCAAGCUGGGGCACAGACAACUCAAAAACCGGCGAGAUGAUUGCCAAAUAUGUCGACAUGCUAUUGAGAGGAGGUGCAAAGGCGAUCCCAACACAGCUGAGUCGAAAGGCAGAGAAGCCGGCUGAAGUGGAGGCCGAAGAGGACAAAGAAGAUGAUGUGUUUGAUGAGGAUACUGAAGUCAACAACCAACUCGACCAAGUUCUCGAUCUGUUCCGUUUCCUGCAUGGCAAGGCUGUGUUUGAGGCCUUUUACAAGAAAGAUCUAGCCAGGCGGUUGCUGAUGGGCAGAAGCGCUAGUGCAGAUGCUGAGAGGAGCAUGUUGUCGAGACUAAAGAUUGAAUGUGGUGCUGGUUUCACUGCCAACCUGGAGCAAAUGUUCCGAGACAUUGAACUCUCACGGGAAGAGUUGAGUUCAUACAAGAGCAUCAUUGAGGAACGUAACGAAAAACUCGACCUUGACCUAAACGUCAACAUUUUGUCUGCAUCUGCCUGGCCUACUUACCCCACCGUUCCCGUAAUCCUACCCCCAGAGAUCCAAUCUGCCAUCAACAAGUUCGAAGCACACUACAAAGUCAAGCACACUAGCCGUAAACUGGAGUUCAAGCAUGCACUCGCGCAUUGCCAAAUCAAGGCUAGAUUUCCCAAAGGGCUCAAGGAGUUGGUGGUUUCGUCGUUUCAGGCCAUUGUCCUCUUGCUUUUCAACGGCCGGCAGGAUGAUGAGCAUAUUGACUACGACUACCUCAAGCAAGCCACUGGACUACCACCCGCCGAACUUAAUCGCACAUUACAGUCUCUCGCGUGUGCCAAAGUACGGCCCUUAACGAAGCAUCCAAAAGGCCGCGAAAUCAAUGAGACGGACACAUUCACCAUCAACGCUUCUUUCACAGACCCCAAAUACCGCAUCAAGGUCAACACUGUUCAACUCAAAGAAACCGCGGCUGAGAAUAAGGAGACGCACGAACGUGUUGCUGCUGACCGAAACUACGAGACUCAAGCCGCCAUUGUUCGCAUCUUGAAGGCAAGAAAGAGGAUCAGUCACGCCGAAUUGGUUAGCGAGACAAUCAAGGCUACGAGGAACAGGGGUACUCUGGAAGUCAGUGGCAUUAAGAGGAACAUUGACAGGCUGAUUGAGAAGGAGUUUCUGGAAAGAGAGGAUGACGGACUAUACGCUUACAUUGCAUAGACUACGCAUACAGUGUCAGUAGAGGGCUGUUCUUGAAUGUCGCUCAUGUCUGUUCCAUCGACAAGCACGACGCUGCUACGUGCAUGUUGAUGUUGUUUGAGUUUUCUGGUAUUUCCAAUGUUGACAGCGCAUUAGACAAGCUGGUUUACUUUUUAUAUCCCGAAUCAUUGUCAUUUUCACAUCACUCGCUCUGGGGCUGUGCCUACAGAUUAGGGUAAACAUUUGCAAAUCAUCUUUAUUUGGGCAAUGGUCGCCGAUUGCUGUCUAGGACGCAGAGACUAAUUACU